This is a messenger RNA of Ostreobium quekettii, 642 nucleotides long. Lineage: Eukaryota; Viridiplantae; Chlorophyta; Ulvophyceae; Bryopsidales; Ostreobiaceae. The record is from the annotation of a GenBank genome assembly.
AUGCUGAACGCGCAGACCCUUGCUGCUGUGUCCACGGCACUGGGCGUGGGCGCCUGCAUAUGGCUCCUGGCUGUCAACGGCCUGUUCAAAAGGCUGACAAUUGAAAAGAAGAAGUUCGGGCCGUACCUACUGUUCUACAAGAACCAUGUGGGACCAUACAAGGAAGUUGGGCCUAUCUUCCACGACAUCUGUAAAAUGGCAAUGCAGCACGGUGUCAGCCAUAACCGGAAAUGUGGGAUCUACUUCGACAACCCAGAGACAACUCCUGGCCAGGAGUGCCGUUCUUCUAUCGCUGUGAUCGCCAAAGAAGGCAAAAGCAUUGGGACUGCAGCAGGCCUCAAGGAGGCUAGAACUGAAAUGGAGGGUCAUCCGCUGGCGACAGAGCAUGGUCUGCAGGUCGGUUACUUCCCAGAGUCACUGUGCCAUUCGUUGGAGUUCCCUUUCCAUGGCAUGUUGUCGAUUCUCCUUGGGAUCAUGAGGUGCUACCCAAGACUGAAGCAGUCUCUGAAGUCUCUAGAGCCUUGCAAGGUUAUGGGCAGUCUGGAGGUGUAUGACACAAAUUCCCACAUGAUGUUUAUUACCUUCCCGGUGGAUGCCCGUGAUGAUAUGCUGCCCUUUGACGCAAAGUCCAAAACUCAUUGA